Aspergillus alliaceus is the source of this 2850-nucleotide messenger RNA. It is a transcript of the gene ace1, whose product is annotated as putative C2H2 transcription factor (Ace1). The record is from RefSeq and is a predicted model, not a curated record. Lineage: Eukaryota; Fungi; Ascomycota; Eurotiomycetes; Eurotiales; Aspergillaceae. Bases 1 to 2208 code for a protein of 735 amino acids. The transcript is spliced from 4 exons.
AUGUCGACACCCCAGCCAGUUGAUGGGUCAGACCGGCGUCACCCUCGACGUCGGGUAUUAAAUCGCCCUCCUCCCUCUCUCUCGGGCGACCUCCCGUCUAAUCUGCGCUUGAUCAAAGGAGAAACCUUCCACUCUACCAACCGACCUCACUCAGAUCGUGACCCCGUACUAGAAUUAAAGCUAUUGCCUCGUCGCUCCCCGACAUGUCCUAAAGCCUUGGAAGCUAUUGCCGCCGGCCAACGGCGUAUGGCCCAUAUCCUGAAUCGCUUUGAUCUCGACUCUCUUUCUACAAUCGACUCCUCGGGACCUCAAGACGAACUUCCUGUUCCUCGCGGUAUUUUGAAGACGCACAUUAAGUCCCAGGCUUCGGUGAAGGUUCCUAGCGAGAAAUCCCAACAUUCUCAGGAUCCCAAGGAGUCCCGCAAGAAGAUUCAAAGAGUGAACCACCAUACGUCUGACAGUGGACUGGGUACUUCUGUUGGAACCAGUGAAACUAUGUUGUCUACCAAGGGAAAGGUGACAGCUGGCCAAGUGUGCCAAGCUAGCGUUGGCCACAAACUGUCUUCUGCUGCCCGCGUUGAGAUCCAGGGCCGUAUUCUUUUCCGUCUGCUCAUGGCGGAGAAGUUUCAAGCCUUCCACCCUAUUAUCCGAGGCGCCCAUCGGCAGAUCGAAAAAGACCAGCUCAAGUGUCUGCGUGACGUGGAACGAACCCUUCUCUUUUCAACCGUUGAGGUGAAAGCAUCGAUUAGGUCCUGGUCCACUUUUUGUCACUUUACGAUCAACUGCAUCCACGAGACUUCGGGUUUUCUCCGGGGUAGGGAUUUGACCUUGCCUAAUGAUGCACCAUAUACAAACAACUACUUUGUCGAUCUUGUUACACAGAUCAACCGUUUCGCAAGAAUUCGGGACGCAGCGCGUUCCAGACAGGAAUCUACGUCUAACGGCGCGAGGGCCCCUAAGUCUAUGUAUGUCACUGUACUCUGCGUCCGAGAGAUUCUGGAGACUGACUGUAACAGUGAGCUUACCCUUGAGGGCGGCAUGUCCGAAACAGGGCGACCUGCUGAGCUUGUCAUGCACAGGGAUGGCAAGUCCAUUUCCUUGCGGACAGGGGAAUCGUAUGAUGAGCAUGCUAUCCCAAGCUUCAAGCGUACACUGAGCGUUGAAACGGUUGAUGAGGGAGUUGAACGGUCUAUGGCGCGACGCAAGAAGAAUGCUCCCCCGAUGGAUAUUAAUCAGAAAUGCCAGUUCUGCGAUAAGGUCUUGAAGCGACCCUGCGAUCUGACAAAACACGAGAAGACACACUCGCGCCCCUACAAGUGCCCGGAAAGGACUUGCAAGUAUGCGGAAUUGGGCUUCCCAACAGAGAAGGAGACGGAGCGUCAUUAUAAUGACAAGCACUGCAAGAACCCCCGGUUGUUCAGAUGCCAUCAGCCCGGUUGCACCUACGCAUCCAAAAGAGAGAGUAACUGCAAGCAGCACAUGGAGAAGACACAUGGCUGGGUAUACGAACGGACGAAGAACAACGGCAAAAACAAAGUUGUCAAGCAAGGAUCCGCUUUACCCACUCCCCAGACCACCAGCAUUCCAUCUCCUGCCGCUUCCAAUCCAGCGGGCGAAUUCUCUACACCCACUACGGGUCCCACUGCAUCCCCUAACGAGUCUUCUGUUGCUUUCCCAGAGGCCGUACCAUUCUCAUUCGCCGACCCUCCCAUUCCGACCCAGACUGAAGACUUCCAACUCUUUUCGAAUAGUCCGACCUCACUUGGCGGCUCGCCAUACCACAACUUGAAUGAUCUCCAUGGAUUCCCACCUGGCGCGAACUUCGACUUGAACCAUCCCCAGAUGCCCAAUGUUGGAAGCCCUGCCUCCGGAUCGAGCGAAUUUCUCACACCGCCUUCUGGUAGCACUCAUUCUCCCUACGAUCCUAUCAACCCAUUCCCUGAAAAUUCGAUGUUCUCCUUUGAACCAUAUAUGCAAGCCAAAACCGAUGAGAGUCUGUUGUUCGUGAGCGGCGGAUUCGGUGAUGUGCCCAGCAUGUUUGAUCAGAAUCCUAUGGAUUUCCUGACAGACCCGAUGGAUCCAAUGUACAGCUCGACCUUUAUGGGUUAUGAGACUGUCCAGCCGCAGCUGGAGGCCAAUCCGAGCGAUCAGUAUGGGAUGGAUUCUUGGGAUGAUUUCAUGUGCAAGCCCGACCAACCUCCCAUGUAGAGUGGGGACCUAAGGUUUUGAUUUUGGGGUUGAUGUAAUGCUGUCUUACAGUCAAAGACUUUCCAUCUUCGUUUUAAAAUAUGUGCAGUAUGUAUGGUGUUCGGAUCGGGAUCUCGCAAGGGCUUUAUGGUGGAUUAAUGGUGUUCAAUCAGCAACUACAUGGUAUCAUCGGCUUGGGAAUUUUUCUUAUCAUUCUUCAGCAAACAUCCUGUUUAUUCAGAAGCAUUCUUGCUAUGUCUUUCGACAUGGCACUAUUGUUGGCAUUGUUUUGUAUCAUUGACAUUGAAACAUUUGUUGUCGCUAGCCGAAAGGGGACAAUUUCUGUUUUCAGAUGGCUCUCCGCUGCCGGACGUCAAAUUGCCAGAUAUGUAUACUUUUGCUCUAGGCUAAGAAAUCAACAUCGUCUAGAAUCAUUUUACCCAUUAUAGUAGUCACUCGUCCGUUUGAUGGGUAAACUCGUCCAGACAACUUGUCUUUCAGACAGGGGCUUGCAUCCAUGGGUGUCAUUUCCAGGUCCCCCUGGGGUCCGUUACACAAUGCUAGACCUAAGGCGCAAUGUACAACUACCUAGUUUGGAGUCCUCCAACAGUGGGUUUUACCACUCACUCCCUGCUAGAACACUUUGAAACCCCCCAGGAACAU